GAAACCAAGCAUGGGCAUAUAAACAUGACCCCUUUCUGAGGGUAUGGCUGAUGUAGCUGGUGUGACAGCCCAGAGACCUCUGCAUCACAGCCAUCUCUACCAUGAAGAUCAUUGGGGGCCUCUUCCUGCUCUGCACAGUGACCCAUUUCUUCAGCAGCUCUGAAGCUGCUAGCCUGUCUUUAACAACAGUGGACUGCAGCAUUUACAAGAAGUACCCAGUGGUGGCCAUCCCCUGCCCAAUCACAUACCUGCCUGUCUGUGGUUCUAAUUACAUCACCUAUGGGAAUGAAUGCCACCUAUGCAUUGAGAAUCUGAAAAGUAAUGGAAAAGUUCAGUUUCUUCACGAAGGAGCAUGUUAACUUCCCCACAGACAUGGAUACAGAGUGAUGACGUCUUCACCAUCAUCUUCAUCAUCCCUGGGCUCUGACUGCCUUUUCCUUCAUCUCAGCCAGUGCUCUGGGUAAGCGCUGAGAAAGACAGAGUCAUCUUUGUUGAGCAGAGAAAAUUGUCGUGGUCCUCCUUAAACUCAUGCCUUGCUGACUUCCGGGCCUCUUUUUGUACAUCAAUAAAAGAAUCCUAGAUGGUUUAUCUUUA
Messenger RNA from Hyaena hyaena (striped hyena), 594 nucleotides. It is a transcript of the gene SPINK7, whose product is annotated as serine peptidase inhibitor Kazal type 7. Lineage: Eukaryota; Metazoa; Chordata; Mammalia; Carnivora; Hyaenidae. The record is from RefSeq and is a predicted model, not a curated record. The transcript has 4 exons. Gene Ontology annotation, molecular function: protein binding. Bases 102 to 359 code for a protein of 85 amino acids.